GACUUCCAUGCCCUCUUCAACAAAGAGAUCGAUCGCUAUUUGGCCAAGCUUGCCACUCGCGGCAAAACAGCAGCAGGUCAGCGCGAAGAUCAACCAUAUGUUCCUGAGUUGAAACGUCUGGCGCGACAGAUGGCUGAAAGCGUUCUGCAGCGCCUGGCUGCCAAUGCCACAAAGUGGGGCUUGGAUCAGCAGGCACUGGAUGGAAAGCUCGCAUCGCAGCCCUCCACACAAUCCAGAGCUGCAAACAAGUCUGCAAGACUGGACAAACUGAGAUUAAGGUGCCAAGACUUGGAAGCGGAAGUGCGCAGGCAUAAGCAGGAGGAGGACAAAAGAAAAGCUGAAGUGCUGGCAAGAUUCAAGGCCCAGUACGAUGCCAUCUUGCACUCCCAGGAGCAGGACGCGGUGGUUUGCUCUGUGAUGUAUAGGCUGUUCGUGCAGUUGCUUCGACUGAGUCUUUGGACGCCGCCCUGGAUUCAUGUGCUAUGGCAGGACUUGCUCCAAAUUCGCAGAGCAGUUGCUGUGACAGAGGAUGGUGCCUACAAUGGGACGUUGCUCGGUCAAGAGCUGUCGGAACAGCUCAAAAGUAUCCAGAGCCAGCUUUCCAGUACGAAGGCUCACGUCAUCGAGCUGGACAGCUUGAAGCUCAACUUGGAUAAGAUCGAGGAUCAGCAGCGCAGGGCAAUUCCUCCAAUGGAAGCCUUGUUGGCCAGCACUAUGGACACUUGGCCAGACGACACGGAGGACGAGGUACUGGCUGCCAACAUCCGGUGUGCAACAGACUUCGGCAGCAUCAGUCCUAUUGAGAGCGGGGCAGCUGCUUUGGUGGUGCGGCUGGCCGUGGCAGUGGCGGUCCAUGACGGCCUGUUCCAGGCAUUCGGAUAUACUGCACUGAUCACCGUUUUCCGAGAUGCUGCUAUUUUCAACGCACGCGCUGGCUAUCCACGAAACGAAAGCCUUCGCAGCAUGGCUGUCGAGUUGAUAAGCAUGAUCGGAGGAGCCAGGGCUUGGGUUGUGCAUCUGCGCACCGCUGCGACUGGUGACAUCUUCGAGCUCAGGUCCCACGGCACGGAGAAUGCGGCAUUCAUGGGACAAGGCGUCGAAGGAAAGCAAGGGCCUUUGGGUUCGUCCUUGCGGGCGUCCCAGCAGGUGAACGCGGAUCACCAAGAUCCAAUGGCUUUCUGCCUCUAUGGCUACGUGCACGCGCUCUUUGUGGAGUACAGGCACACUGCGGAGCAGCUCUUGGGCGGAGAGACCGGUGAGACGGACUUCCUCGAGAGCUCAGACUGGCCGUUGUCUUCCCUUGACUUACAUCUUAGCUUGCACUCGACGCUGGACUUUCGAUCCUCGCCGAAUUGCCAUGAAAUCGUCGAUCCACAGCUUCUGUCGAGAUCUGCUGUGCAGGAGCUUCUGCGCUUGCCAGAGACAUCGUCUGGCAGCUGGAAUGCGAGGCCAUUCAAGGUUGCAGCACUCGGUCUUCACGUUGCCAGCACUCUGGAGCCUUUUGCCGCCAUUCGCGAAGCUGCACGUCGAUCUGGCCUGGAAGAUGGCCUUGACGUGUUCUUUGCUGGGCACCCGUGCUAUGGCCGGCCUGGAGACAAAACGCUGAAGCAUGCCUGCAUUCACAAAUGUCAGAUGCUGGGUUCUCCAUGUGAAGACGAUGAGGUCGCCGAAUUUCUCAAGCGCAUGUUCAACAGCUCAGGCUUUUAUGAGGAAGUUCCGUGGUCGGUGUCGGAAGCGCUCAGCGAGCUAAGUGGCCUGUGGCAACGCGAACCUGCCAUCAGCAGUGCCGACGUCAUCAUAUGUUCGGGCCCAAUGUCCCUGUGCUACUUGAUUGACGUGCUCGCCCCCUCGACCCCAUUGGUGGUGCCGGUUUGCUCUCAACUGCUUUGGGGAGCUCCGCCUGGCAACGACUUUCGAGCUGCUCUCUUGCAGCAUGUUCGGAAGUCCGAGUUUGGGUCCAGGCGAGUUGUGGUGGCAUGCAAUGCCUUUGCGGCUUCGCAGUGCCUCUACCAGACUGGCGCCAGUCUUCCAGUUGUCGAGCGGGUGGCACACUACCUUCCACCUGACGUGGUUUGGAAAGCUCAGGAUGCAGAUCAUUGGAAGGAGGUUUUGGUCCUUCGAGCCCGCUACUGGCACCGACUUCCUGGGCAGUACUUCAUGGAUGUCCUCGAAUCCUACCUCAGGCUGAAUCAGGUCAGCCACAACUACACUUUCGUGAUGGCCGCAUCUUUUGGGCCCGACGAGCUACCGCCUGAGGAAAUCGCCAACUAUCGUGCAGCGGUCCUCGUUCCCAACGAUUUGACUGUCUUUGCUUUCAUCGAAGUCUAUGCAUUAGGGGUGCCGGUCUUUGUUCCACGCCCCUCGUGGCUUUAUCGCUUGCGACGUGCUGCGCCGUUUGGCUUUCUCCAGCCAGCAUUUGCACUGCCAGACGUCUCUGGAAUACAUCACAAGUUUUCGCAUGCUCCUUUCCUCAGUGGUGCUGGCGGGCGAGAAGACCUUUCUGCGUUUCUGUUUUGGCAGAAGACGUCUGAGCUCCACUCCAGACCACAUGUGCAGCAAUUCAGCAGCAUCCCCGAACUCAUCCAACUCAGCGGAUCCGUGGAUCUGAAUGCCGUGAGCCGUGGGAUGCUGGAGCACCUGGAAGAACUUCGCAAACGGGCUCUGGCCUUCUGGACGAACGUUCUGCACAGGUCCUUGGAGGAAGGCCCCGCAGAAGGCCCCACAGAGCCGGCACCCGAGCACCAAGCCGCCGGCGCCCCUGGAGCCCCUGGAGCUCCUGGAGCUCCUGGACCCAUUGGAGCCCCUGGCGCCGGCUUUGGCUCCGGCCCUGGCGGCCUCCACGCUGUGCUCGACUGUAGCUCGGAGGAGCAUGGGGCCUGGAACGACUUCCAUCGGGCUUUUCAGGGAUAUGCGGCUGCUGGUUUCCCCAUCGACUGGGAGCUUCAGGCCAUGGCUACAGCGCUGUGGGAUGCAGUACGUUCAACUCCAGACAACCUGGCUACUGCGUCGGCGCUCUUCCAUCAAGUGCUAAUUGGUGAGGCAUCUCCCGAGUUGAUCACGCACUCACGACACUGCCAUUAUGGACUGGUGGUGGCCCUCUUCGUGUUGGCCAGACACACAAUGGCCCCCCAGCUUGAUGCCAAGAUUUCUGAGGGCCAGAACUAUGCGGUGCUGGCGAUGCGUCUGCUUGGCGGGUUUGCUGCCCUGGACUUCCUUGAGGAUUCCUCGUGGCCUUUGUCAUCCUUGGACAUUGCUUCUCUGCAGAUUGCAUUGCGAUCAUGCCAUUCCGGAACUUGUGCCUGGGGCCACACCGGGGACGCCUCCAGAACUCGGACAGUUGUCGAGAGACUCGUGCCCUGGACAGUUCCUGCGACUGGGUUUGCCGAGCAGCCGUCAAGCUCUCUCCCGCUCGGGAUGUGGAAGCUGGCAGUGGUGGGGGCUCACCCGAGCCUUUGCGCAGACAUAGCAUCUGCGGUGCAUUUCGCUGUACAUGGUCGGUCCGAGCAUCGGUAUUUUGGAUUGAGCUGCCCCGGUCAUCAUGCAGCAUCCCAUCAUUGUAGCUUUCGUUGUGAAGUGCUGGAGCAGUGUGAGAAUGAUAUGAUCUUCGAUCGAAUCCUGAGCCGCAUGAUGGACUGGACGCAGUUCGUCGAGAUCGACUAUGAUGAGGAGGUCCUCCGGCAAGAACUUCGUGCCAUAGUUGAGCUGGAUGCUUUCUUGCUCCAAGCUCAUCUGCAAGUAUGCACGGGACCGUACGUUCUCUGCUACAUGAUGCAGCAAGUUCUUCACAUUCCCUUUUUGGUUUACUCCGGUUUGGCUUUGACUUAUUUGGCUUCAGCCGAGAAGCUGGAGGCUUUGUUGCAGUCGGCACGGGCGGCAGCUCUGCCUCAUUCAGGCGAUGCUGUGCGAAGCGCUUUCGUGGUCACCGAUCUCGUUCGGGCCGCGCAGUUCCACCAUGCCACGGGCUUCUGGGCGCCAGUGGUACCUCCGCUGUCGAUGUACCAGAAACUCGGUCACUCAGGACAGAUUUCAUUGCACCCCCAAGCCAUCGCGCUUCGGCCAGAGCUCUGGCGUCGCGCAGCCUUUGGCCCAGCGUUCCGCGGCCUGCUGCGGCAAAUGUUUCCAGGGAAACCUGUGGUGGCCUUUCAAACACAUUUUCUCGCGCUGCGAACGGUUCUUUCCCACGAUGCCGCUCUGAUGAUACCGUGGGACAACGACGUGAUGUCCUUCUUCGAGCUGUACCAUGCAGCCAUGCCAUUGCUGCUUCCAAGCCAAACGCUCAUGGCAAAGUGGCUUCCAGCCGUUCGCUGGGGCUCCCUGGAGUUUGACAGAAUGGUUGGUGACGUUCCAAUGUGCAUGUUUGCCGUCGGGCAGAGUCACAAGCAGAAGCUGCAGACUCCGUGGAUGAAUCAGUCCACUUUGGCUGCCUCACUGGAGGGGGGCGCUCUAGCAUGGAUUGGGGCUACCGACUACUACCGCCUGCCUCACGUCCUUUAUUUUGACUCAGUCGCAUCUGUCGGAAGCUUGAUGCAAAGGCGAGUCCUUCAUGAGGCGAGCGUGAACAUCAAAAUGGAAAGCCGCAGAAUCCGUGCCCACUCGCUUGCCUUCUAUCACGACACUUUGCUACAGCUAAUGGGGGAGAAGCCCAUGCAAGGCACUACUAUUCAGCAAGCACUGCCCGUCGAAAGACGGCACUUUGGACACUGGCAGCAGCUACCACAAGGCGGUACUUGCUGGAAUGGCUUCAUCACGCAAGCUGAUUUCCCUCAGGCUGAAGCAAGGGCUUCGGCCCAUUUGGGCCUCAACCAGUGUCUUCAGCUUUGUGAUGAAACAGCCGGCUGUGCAGUUGCGGCUUUCAAUGGCCUCACCUGCAUGGUCUAUGGCAAGGAAUGCGAUCCUUCAAGUCUACGUCGUGAAGGUGAACGUGGAAGCUAUGUUACAUGGAAGCGUGAAAGAUGA
Symbiodinium necroappetens is the source of this 4956-nucleotide messenger RNA. The record is from the annotation of a GenBank genome assembly. NCBI's taxonomy places the organism in Eukaryota, Dinophyceae, Suessiales, Symbiodiniaceae.